Molecule: messenger RNA, 1798 nt
Organism: Helobdella robusta
Lineage: Eukaryota; Metazoa; Annelida; Clitellata; Rhynchobdellida; Glossiphoniidae
Exons: 15
Cellular component (GO): cytoplasm
Source: RefSeq, a predicted model, not a curated record
UCCGAACUGUUUAUAAACAACAAUUGUAAAAGUGGCAAUAAUAAUAAAAUCCCCAACUUAGUGCCAUCUAACUUUACCAUUCAUAGAUUAGUAUUUAACAAUAAUGUCACGGAGUUGAGGAAAUAUUUAAAUGAGAAUAAGGGAACCUACGAUAUCGAAGAGAGGGACUUACGGGGGAGAACACCUCUGCAUCUUGCCAUUGCAUUGGACCACCUUGAAAGUGCCACUGUCCUUCUCGAAGAAGGAGGGGCCAGUGCGCUGGCUGAAAAUGCCCAGAACUGGACAGUGGUUCAGGAGGCAGUAGGUACGGGCGACCCGGAAAUGGUGCAGUUAUGUUUGCAGUACCGAGAUUAUCAGAGGCACAUGGAGAGGGUGCAUGGGGUGCAUAAACUCCUGCAACAACUUGCUGAGUCUCCAGAUUUCUACGUUGAAAUGAAAUGGGAAUUCACCAGCUGGUUGCCGUUCGUUUCAAAGAUAUGUCCGAGUGAUAAUUACAAAGUCUGGAAGUCUGGCUCAAAUGUUAGGAUCGAUACAACUCUACUCGGUUUUGAUAACUUCACAUGGGAGCGAGGGAGGAGGAGCUAUAUAUUCAAAUUGAAUGGUUCCAACGUAGCGACACUACUUGAGGUCGACAACGACAACUGCCAGAUAUACAGCGAGACCUUGGACCCCUCCAAGCCACAGCCCACCAUCUCUUACUUGUCGCCGUCCGGCAGUGCGGUGGCUGCCAGGCUGACUUCACCCAUCGUCACUUCUUACGUUGAUGUCGAUAAGAUAUCAUUCGAACGUACAAAAUCAGGAGUGUGGGGGUGGAGGAAUGACAGGACGGACAUCGUUGACAACUUCACUUGCAAGGUUUUCAGUGCAUCCAACGUGCAGUUUGUGACGAAGACUCGCACGGAGCACAUGUCAGAUGAGGACAAGAGGAAGAUGAAGAAGCAGGACAGCAACAGAACUCCAUUCGAAACUUUUCUGGGCUCCUCUUCCUCUUCAUCAUCUACAAUCACGUCGUCAAUCUGUCGCAAUCCGUGUCACGUGACAGAGGAGGAAUACUUUUCCAUCCAUCCAUCGACAACGUCAUCAUCAGCAUCGCCAACGACAUCAUCAUCGUCGUCGUCGUCAUCAUCGACAUCAUCAUCAUCAGCACAGCAGGCAUCAUUUUUUUCGUCAUCAUUGUUUGGUGCUACUCCAAAUACUACUACUAAUAUUAAUAAUACAAAUACUAAUGGUAAUAAUAUUAGUAGCCACGAAGUUGAUGGUGGUGGUAAUAAUGUUAAAGAUAUCGGCAGGCCCAUCGAACAGACUUGUAAGAUACAAAAAUUCAAAAGCAGAUUUUGGCUAUGUGACAGUUACCCACUCUCGCUUCCUGAUCAGGUGGUACCAAUAAUAGAUCUGAUGGCAGCUAACAACACCCACUUUCGCAAACUAAAAGACUUCAUCGCACUCCAACUGCCCGCCGGGUUCCCUGUUAAAAUAGAAAUCCCGGUUUUCCAUGUUCUAAACGCCCGGAUUACGUUCAGUAAUAUCUUCAGUAGGGAUGUGCCGGCCAAGGGAGUGAUGUACAUUCCGGGGGAUCAGAGCGGGGCGUCCGGCGACGCUUGUGCCAUCGACGAUUCUGUUUUCGCCAUUCCCGCCUCUUACAGCGUUAUUGGUGAACUACAUCACGAACGCUUGCAAGAUGAAGAUGAUGAGUUCUAUCAAUAUGCCAUGAGGGAGAGUCUGAGGCAGCAGCAAGAAAUGAGUAGUGCGGAUAAUCAUUUAAAGAGAACUCAGAGCAAUCAUACGAGGAUAAUUUCUG